This is a messenger RNA of Xenopus laevis (African clawed frog), 5634 nucleotides long. It is a transcript of the gene scaf1.L, whose product is annotated as SR-related CTD-associated factor 1 L homeolog. The coding region runs from base 256 to 5088 and encodes 1610 amino acids. The transcript has 11 exons. Gene Ontology annotation, molecular function: RNA polymerase II C-terminal domain binding. NCBI's taxonomy places the organism in Eukaryota, Metazoa, Chordata, Amphibia, Anura, Pipidae. The record is from RefSeq and is a predicted model, not a curated record.
GAAGUCCCUUCCGAGGAUAGGAACUAGCCGCUACCAUAUCAGAACUACAGUUCCCGAUAGGCCAAGCGCUCCCGUUAGACCCGCUGGAGCAGCGGGGUAAGAUGGCGGCCACUGGAGGGCUAGGGGAUCUCCUUUUGUUUUAAGGCUCAGAUAUUAGGAAGAAAUCCUCUAGUGCGAGUGCGGAGCAGGGCCGGAGCAGCGGAUCUCAGCAGCCAGGAGCCUCCGUCAGUGGGCCCGUUUCUCCAGGUUGCAGUUAUGGAAGCAAACGACCAAGAUCCCAAACUUACUAGUCAAGAUACUGAUGAGGAGUCAGAGGAAGAGUCCAACAGACCAGCACAAGUUCCGUCAUCACAGAAGAGUCAGGCAGAGAGUACUACUGCUGACCAGCCGACUGAGGAGGAAUCGUGCAAGGCUGAAGGCCUGUGCCCAGGACGGAUCUUUAUUCUGAAGGCUUUGCAACAAGUUGUAGGAAGCAGCUUGCAAAAUGAAACAAAGGCGGAGCUCUGUAAAACUACAGAUUCAAAACAGAAGGGUGCAAAGCUGAUGAAGGCCUGUAGGAAAAGGAAAGUGAAGAACAAUGGUGCUGAGAAUUCUAAAUCGCUUGGUGCAGAGAAUGAAAAUUCUACCCCUGAAACAACAGGAAAUCCCUUGGCCAGUCUUGCAGUUGCAUUGGAUUACAUGGAAAAGACAAACACUACAAUUAGUACAUCAUCUCAUAGCUUCACAUAUGAGGAAGAACCCAUAGAGUUGGGAGCCAGUUAUGACACAGAAGAGGUGGACGAACUGGAGCUUGUAGCUGAAAUUCAGAUUGGUGACAUUGCGUCUUAUUGGAAUACUCGUUCAGGGAACUCCAGGAGGGACAGACAUUGGAGAAUUCAGAAGUCGGUGUGCCUAAGUACCUCAGGACUACAUGCUAGACGUGGACAAUCAGCCUCUGUCAGUGGACAGGUUACGUGUGAUCCAGCACGAAUGGAAGGCUUGUUGGAUCCUACCAGAAAUUCUUCACUCAUGAGACUAAAUACCCCACAGACAUUUCACAGGAGUAGAAUACGCACAGAUAGGAAUGCUCUGCGGAAUGUUUGCAUUGCAGACAGGACAGACUUCGAAGCAAAUUCACAGCUUCACACUUCCACAGAAACUGUGCUACCUGGACUAUCUUGGAUUAUUCCUGAUCCAAAUAAAUCUAGAGGAAAUAAUGGCCUUUGUUCUGGCAGGACUACCCCAAUACAUGGCAAUACAAAAAAAGUUGAACCCAGUCCUGAUUCAUUUAUAUCUUUGGGUCUAGCCCUUGGAAAUGAAACAGGGGUUUCAAGUGGACAGCAGAGACCUGGUGGUUCGGAAAGUUCCACAUCUAAUCAGCAUUCACAGCCUCCUAAUUCUCUGGAAAAGGCAGAUUCCAGCUCCUCCUCAUCUUCCUCCUCUUCUCAAAUCCCAAUAUUCUCUGGCAGUGGCAGUGGAGCACAAUCUAACAUGUCCCAAGAACUUGAUAUUUAUGAUCCCUUUCAUCCCACAGAUGAGGAAAAUGUAAAUGGAGAUUAUUUAUAUGAUGUCACACCUGAGAAAGAAACCGAUGAACAAGAGGAUCAAAAAUACGAUCCCUUUGAUCCUACUGGCUCUAAUCCUAGUUCUUCUGAGAGCAGCCCUUCACCCUAUGAUGAGGAAGAAGAGGAUGAAGAGGCAGGCAGUGAUUCCCUUCCUGAAGGUCGGAUCUCAGAAGCUUUGGCUGGAAUCUAUGAUGAAAAUAGUUUAAGCCAAGAUUUUCCAGGUGGAGAGAAGAAGGAAAUUCAGUCCUGUGAAGUCCCAGGCAAAGAAGGGAAUGAUGAUGAUGAUGAUGAUGAUGAUGAUGAUGAUGAUGAUGAAUGCGAGAAUGAAAAACCAGACCAGAAACAUUCCAGAGAAGGUUCUGAACUCACUGCAAAAGACAAUGCAAAAUCGACUUUUGAGCCUUAUAGCCCAAGUUCUAGCUUGGAAUUAGAUAGAGUUGAUGAAGUAGAGGAUGUUUCAAGGGAAGCAUCAGAAGAGAAAAGCCUAAAAGAGCCACCACUGGCAGAUUCGACACUUGGUGAAGGCAACACUUCAGAAGUAGUAGCAGAACCCAGAAGAAGGGUGUUUGCUGUGGAUGUUGGAAAUGAUUAUGCUAGAAAAGCAGAGUUUAUGUCAGAAUCUGAAUCAAAGUCCAAAAUAGAGAUAAAGGUUUCACUUGAAUCAAUUGCAAAACCUGACGUCAAGUCCUAUUUGCGGAUGGAGAAAAUUGUCAAGCUUGGAAGUGAGUCGCGAAAUCGCCACAAGCGAAGGCAUUCUUCUGAAAGGAAAGAACGUGGAGAUGAUUCUGACAAUAAAUAUGAUUCUGAAAUUGAAGAAGGGGAGAUUGUUCAGCCAGAUGAAGAUCGAUUUAGUCCCAUGCCUUUGUUCCGUAGCCGGUGCAGGGUUUUGGACAGGCCUUUAAGGAUGGUUGAAGGUGAUGACUUUCUCUCCCUACAUGCAGACUCUGAUGAGGAAGGAGCUCUGCAGAUUGACUUUGGAGAAAAUCAAAUAGACAACAGGUGGAAAGGUUUGGAUCUAAGAAGGAAAAUCACCAACCAGCGCAGGGAAAGGUAUCGUAAAAAAUCACAGUCUCCUGCAAAAUCCAAAAGGCGUUCUAAGUCCCCAUCUCCAUCAGGUUCUCAUAGUCGUAAAAAGGCUAAGCAUGAACGUAAGAGAUCCAGAGAAAGAAAGCAGUCCAAAGAACCCAGGGCAUCAAAUGUUCUAUGGUCUGGUGUAAAGAAAAUAAAGGACAGUAAAGAUCGCAAGCGUUCUCGUUCACGGUCUCACAACAAAGGUUCUCGUUCUCGUUCUAGAGAUCGCAGGAGAUCAAGGUCCUGGUCACCCUCUAUCAGUACCAGCAUAUCUGCUGUUGAGUCUUCCCGUACAUCAGCUGAGAGAAGGAAGAGCCAAAGAUCAAAAUCAAAGGAGAAAAAAAGACGAUAUUCUCGCUCCGUCAGUACUGAUCAAUCUCGAAAAGAUAAACAUAAAGACAAACACAGAACAGAGGGUAAGAAAAAGAAGAAAAGGUCACGCUCCAAAUCUAGAGAUCGUGAUAAGAGAACAUCCCAUCAUUCAAAUGAGAGAAGGGAAAAGGAGAAGGUGAGGUCAAGGCUUCUAGUGGAUGAGCCUAAAUUAGACAAUCCUCCUUUAUUAGAGAGGAAAAGAAGAGACAGUCGAUCAGUGGUACCUCCUUCAAUCCAGGACCUCAAUAAUGCCGAUCUCUUUAGCAUUAAAAGAACAAUUACUGUGAAUCCAGAAGAAAAGCUUGAUCGAGAGGACUUGCUUAAUACUCCUAGAAAAAGAGAGGUUCUUUAUGACUCUGAAGGGCUUAGCUUUGAAACAUUUUCUGACCGUGAAAACCUUGAUGACCGUGACGGCAAAAGUAACAGAAUAUUUGAAAGGCCUUCUGGAAAGUCAGAGACCAUAAAGAGAAGGGCACCUAUUGACUUUGAUAAAAAACGUGAUGAAGAUGAUAGGGCUAGACGGCUAAAAACUUCGAAGGAUCGGGACAGAAAAAGAACGUACACUGAUGACAGUCAUGAGAGAUACAAGAAAAGAUAUAAAGCUAUUCCCGAACCAGAGCCUGAGCCUUUUAAACUAGACAAAGAUAAACUGCGCAUUGAGAAGGAUAAAACUUCUAAAAAGUUGAAGAUUAGUCAUAAAGAAAGCAAGGGGGGAUCUGCCAGGAAAGUCAAACUACAGUCUAAAGUGGCUGUUCUUAUCAGAGAAGGUGUAAGCAGCACCACUUCGGUUAAAGAGGCAGGUUCCAUUGGAGUCAAAUUUAGCCGCGACAGAGAAAGCCGUUCGCCGUUCCUUAAAUCCGAAAAUAAGCUUCACAAUAUAAAAACAACCCGGCCUAAGCUUGAUGCCAUUGAUGCUAAAGAACCCAUUCUAAAGCCUAAAAAAGUCAAGGGCUUAAAAACAAAGACCGGCAUCAAAAAAGUGAAAACUAUUGGAGCUGCCGGGGCUCUUGUGAAACCCAAAGGGCCACCUGAAAAGAAGAAGAAAAAGCUGAAAACAAAAGCCUCUUUAAAGAAGUCAAAGGCAGACAGCUGCAGUAAAGAGAUCCCCAGCCCAAUCCAAGCCAAAGAGGAGCCUAUAUGGUCAGACACCGAGAAUACAGAGAGCAAAGUUAAACCUCCUAGUCCUCCGAAGCCAGCCAUUGAGCAGGAACUUACGCCUGACUCUCAGACUGUUGACAGCAGCUGUAAGACUCCAGAUGUCUCUUUCAUACCAGAGGAACCUCCACCAGAGCCUGAGAGGAUCACUGACUUGGAGGUGGACAGUAUAUCUGAACCUAAAGAAGAGGCACAAAGACCACCUCCAGCACCAAUUCCAUGGAAUCUCCAGUCAGGAGUGGACUGCACCACAAGUGGAGUUCUUGCAUUGACUGCGCUGCUGUUUAAGAUGGAAGAAGCUAAUAUGGCGAGCAGGGCCAAGGCACAGGAGCUGAUUCAAGCCACUAAUCAGAUCCUCGGUCAGAGCAAACCUUCUACCUCCCUGGUCUCCACACCCCCACCAUCUAUCAUAACAACUCUGGGUCACUCUGCUCCCUCCUACCCCCUGUACUCCGGUUUGCCUCUCAGCGGCAACUCAAGUCCUCCUACUCCAACUGGUGUGUCGAACAUAACCAGCCAGACCAUCUCUGGCUCCACCUCAAGUUCCUUCUUUAACACUUUGUCAAGCAUGGAGCUGGGAAAGAGAGAAGGCAGCACAAGUUCAGAGGGCAGAGGGGAAACUGACAAGUACCUGAAGAAGCUGCACACGCAGGAGCGAGCGGUGGAGGAGGUGAAGCUGGCCAUUAAACCUUACUAUCAGAAGAAAGAAAUCACCAAGGAAGAUUACAAGGACAUACUGCGCAAGGCUGUACAUAAGAUUUGCCACAGCCGGAGCGGCGAAAUAAACCCGGUGAAAGUGAACAACCUGGUGAAGGCUUACGUCCAGCGCUACAAAUACUUCCGGAAACACGGCAAAAAGAUGGAGGACGACGAAAGCACCGGUUACCGCAGCGGCAAAGAGUCGGGGGCCAUGGACAAGUCGCUGCCAUCGUUACCGUUAAUCUGAGUAGGAGGUGGAAGAGGGACACUUCUCCGUUCACAUAGUCUAUCACUUUAAAUGAAAACAAGAAGAAUCAUUUUAAUUGCUAGUAUAAAAAGGAAAAAAAGCUUUUAUGCAAAUAUUUGUCGGACUUUAGAAAUAACUCUUUAGAGACAAAAUUCUAUGUAAGUGACUCAUAAGAGACCCCCCCCCCCGAUGGCGGCAGAAUACAGCUGGCAACUCCUACUCUGGGGAGAAACCCGCAUCUUUGCUAGAUAUGGCUGCAGUGGAAGGUCGUUUUUUAACUGUCUCUUGUAAAUACAUCUGCAAUUCCCCCAACUGCCACCCGCCGCUUGAUGAUGAUGAUGAUGAUUAUUCACGUUAUGGAUUUCACUUCUCUCACCCCUGCCCUUUCUUUUUCUCCGCCCUAAUUAUUAUUAUUAUUAUUAAUAAUAUAUAUAUUUUUUAUUUCGGUUUUGCAUGAUUUGUCUUGUCAUCACUGUCCCAUCCCCAGGGUAGCGGCUUCUUGUUACAAUCUGUUGCUUCAUACUGUAUUAAACUGCCAUCCUGUAA